CAAUUUUUUUUUCCAAGAAACAAAUAAAUAGAUAUGUUCGCAGCUUGAGCGUUCAUUACGUCCGAUAUAACAGCAAACCCCUCAGUCCAGGUGCUUUUUUGACCUGACCUCGUUAUCGACAAUACUUGCUGCAUAUAAAGGUCCAUCAACAUCAUGUUUUUGACUCGAAAUUUGCAAGGCUUACGUGCGUUGCGUGUGAGCCGUUUUUCUACGUCUACUCGUCUCGCUUCGGCUGCUGCUGCUGCCACUGCAACCAGCAGAAUGCAACCUAUGGAUUGCUCUGAAAUUAAAAUUACGAAGGCUGACAAGCUCAAGCCCAUGCCUGAACUCAAUACCUUGCAGUUCGGUAAGGAGUUCACUGACCACAUGCUCAUCAUGAAGUGGAACAAGGACAACGGCUGGAACAAGCCCGAGAUCGUUCCCUUCGGCAACUUGAGCAUGCACCCUGCCUCUUCUGUGUUCCAUUACAGUUUCGAGUGUUUCGAGGGUAUGAAGGCUUACAAGGAUGCCAACGGUGUCCCCCGUCUUUUCCGCCCCAUCAGAAAUGCCGAGCGUAUGUUGAACACCGGCCGUCGUAUCUCUCUCCCUGACUUCGACCCCAACCAACUUGUUGAGGGCAUCAAGAAGUUCGUCGACCUCGAGUCCCGUUGGGUUCCCCAAGAGCGUGGUUACUCCCUGUACAUCCGUCCCACUUUCAUUGGUACUGACAGUGCCUUGGGUGUGCACGACGUCGGCAAUGCCAUGCUCUUCGUGAUUGCCUCUCCCGUCGGUCCUUACUACAAGUCUGGCUUCAAGGCCGUUAAGCUGUGCUGUUCUGAAAACAUUGUCCGUGCCUGGCCUGGUGGAAGUGGCCACUACAAGCUUGGUGGUAACUACGCUCCUAGUGUUGUCCCUGCUCGUGAGGCCGGUAAGAAGGGUUUCGCUCAAAUUCUCUGGCUUUACGGUGAGGAGGACUAUGUUACUGAGGUCGGUACUAUGAACUGCUUCACUGUCUGGAUCAACAAGAACGGCGAGAAGGAGAUUAUCACUGCUCCUUUGGAUGGUAUGAUUCUUCCUGGUGUCACCCGUGCUUCUGUUUUGGAUAUUGCCCGUGAGCGUCUUGCUCCUCAAGGUUGGAAGAUCACUGAGGGCAAGUACAGCAUGAAGGACGUUGCCCAAGCAGCCAACGAAGGCCGCUUGCUUGAAGUCUUCGGCUCUGGUACUGCUGCUUUGGUGUCCCCUGUUAAGGCUAUUCAAUACCGGGGUAAGGAAUUCUCUAUUCCUUUGCCUGCUGGUAAGGAGGCUGGUCCCAUCACCGAGCAAAUUAGCAACUGGAUUCUUGACAUCCAAUACGGCAAGGAGCCCAACCACCCCUGGAGUGUCCCCGUCAGAAACUAGAGCACUUUUAGAACCUCGCAACUCUAGCUUUCUCUAAAACCUUUUUUGUUGGCUUCUUUUUUGUCAGAUAGUUUAUUUUGUCAUGCACGGAUGCAGGUCCUGUUUUAAUGCUCGUACUUGUAACAUACUAGAAUGACUGUAUUAUAUAAAAUUUAUGAUUGCGAAGCUGGACGAGCUAAUUAA
Schizosaccharomyces japonicus yFS275 is the source of this 1560-nucleotide messenger RNA. RefSeq names its product branched chain amino acid aminotransferase Eca39. The coding region runs from base 154 to 1377 and encodes 407 amino acids. Gene Ontology annotation, biological process: branched-chain amino acid metabolic process; L-leucine biosynthetic process; branched-chain amino acid biosynthetic process. The record is from RefSeq and is a predicted model, not a curated record. Lineage: Eukaryota; Fungi; Ascomycota; Schizosaccharomycetes; Schizosaccharomycetales; Schizosaccharomycetaceae. The transcript has 2 exons. Gene Ontology annotation, cellular component: mitochondrial matrix; cytoplasm. Gene Ontology annotation, molecular function: catalytic activity; L-leucine:2-oxoglutarate transaminase activity; L-valine:2-oxoglutarate transaminase activity.